AUGGACCACACAUUGCCACAUUGCCGCAUUGCCACCGAGACGGCGAAUCCUCCGCACCGGCGAACAUUGAUCCCUUGCUUGGUGGUUCAGCUUGGCGACACUGCUUAUCGCUCGACCGGCGUGGCGACACUCAACAUGGUCCCUAUGCCUACAGCGACUACAGUCCCAGCGGUGGACGGAUUGGUCUCCGUGCAGGAGGCGGUCAUGGCCGCGGCGCAGGGCGAGCGCAGCGCAGUCGAAGGCGAUGGCCUCUUUACGCUCAAGAACACCACGAGCAUCGUGACGGGAGGAGCUCGUGGUAUCGGGCUGACGCUGGCAGCUGCGUUGCUCGAGGCCGGCUCACACGUUGUAUGCAUGGACCUUCUCGACGAGCCCACCACGGCUGCCGACUGGCUCACGUUCAAGGCGCGCGCCAAAGAGCUCAAGCUCAGCGCAUCCUACGUGCAGGCCGACAUCACCAACGCGCCCGCCGUCAACGAGAUCAUCACCGAGAUCGCCCAGCUCGCCGCCGAUGCCGCCCGACCCUUCACCACGGUCGUCCACGCCGCCGGAGUCCAGAAGCAGGGCCCCGUGCUUGACUUUGACCCAGCCCACUUUGACUGGGUCCUUCGCGUCAAUGUCACAGGCACUUUCAUCGUCACGCAGGCCGCAGCUCGCGCGAUGAAGCACCACGCCACGGGCGGAAGCAUCAUCCUGAUCGCCUCCAUGUCCGGCUACGUCUCCAACCGCGGCCUCUUCGGCACGGCGUACAACUCGUCCAAGGCAGCCGUGCAUCAGCUGUGCCGAUGCGCCGCCGUCGAGCUGGCCGAACACAAGAUCCGCGUCAACACCAUCAGCCCCGGCUACGUCAACACACAGAUGGUCGAACAGCUGCUCGCCAAGGAGCCGCAUCUGCUCGAGCAGUGGACCAACGACAACCCCAUGCACCGCAUCGGCGAGCCAAGCGAGUUCAAGGGCGCCGCUGUCUUCCUCGCCAGCGAAGCGAGCAGCUUCAUGACGGGAAGCGACAUGCGUAUCGAUGGCGGCCACUGCGCUUGGUAG
Moesziomyces antarcticus is the source of this 1041-nucleotide messenger RNA. Its product is annotated as NAD-P-binding protein. Gene Ontology annotation, cellular component: intracellular anatomical structure. The transcript is spliced from 4 exons. Bases 1 to 1041 code for a protein of 346 amino acids. The record is from RefSeq and is a predicted model, not a curated record. NCBI's taxonomy places the organism in Eukaryota, Fungi, Basidiomycota, Ustilaginomycetes, Ustilaginales, Ustilaginaceae. Gene Ontology annotation, molecular function: oxidoreductase activity, acting on NAD(P)H, oxygen as acceptor.